AUGUUGCCGUUCCUGAGGACGAAGGUGCUGACGACGAGCGUGCCAGUUCCUCCGCUCCGUCACCAACUGAAGCAACUCCUCGUAGAGGUGACCAGUAGAGGUGACCAGGAAUUUCCACCUUCCAAUGCAUCACCGGAGUCGAACAUUGCUUUGAGUUCUUCACGCCAAGCAGCCUGGUCUCUCGACAUGGAAUCUACCGAACGUGCUGCCGCAGUGGCAACUGCUGGUAGCGCUGCUAUUGGAACACAAUCACCACCUACACCAGGAGACAAUGACGCUUUGAAUUCGGAGGUUGAAGGGAAUGGAGUAUCUGGCGCGUGA
Messenger RNA from Phytophthora nicotianae INRA-310, 321 nucleotides. RefSeq lists its product as hypothetical. Bases 1 to 321 code for a protein of 106 amino acids. The record is from RefSeq and is a predicted model, not a curated record. The transcript is spliced from 3 exons. Lineage: Eukaryota; Oomycota; Peronosporomycetes; Peronosporales; Peronosporaceae.